Gossypium raimondii (Peruvian cotton) is the source of this 1705-nucleotide messenger RNA. RefSeq lists its product as uncharacterized. The transcript has a single exon. The coding region runs from base 72 to 1514 and encodes 480 amino acids. NCBI's taxonomy places the organism in Eukaryota, Viridiplantae, Streptophyta, Magnoliopsida, Malvales, Malvaceae. The record is from RefSeq and is a predicted model, not a curated record.
AAUCUUCAAAUCCAUAACCAGUGAACUCAGUGAACUGAAAAAAGAAAACCCGGAAUUUUAAAGACAAAAAAAUGCCUUCUUCUCCGUUGAUUCUUCUCUCAAAAACCAUGAUUUUCCCAGACCAAAAAUCAAACCUUGAAGACCUCAAGCUUUCAGUUUCCGAUCUUCCUAUGCUAUCUUGCCAUUACAUUCAAAAAGGUUGCCUCUUUACUCGCCCUUCAAUCCCCAUUAAUUCACUGAUUUCCCUUCUCAAACAAUCCUUGUCCAAGACGCUGUCGUUUUUCCCUCCUCUCGCCGGCCGUUUUUACACAGACCCAAAUGGUUACAUUUACAUUACUUGUAACGACGCCGGCGUUGAAUUCCACCAUGCCAAAUGUGACACCAAGUUCAUCCGUGACGUCAUCGGUCCGGUUCAUGUACCGGAGUUGGUUAAAGAGUUUUUCACCUUUGAUAAAACGGUGAGUUAUCGAGGACAUUAUAAACCGAUCAUGGCGGUCCAGUUCACUGAGUUAGCUGAUGGGGUUUUUAUUGGGUGCUCAGUUAACCAUGCGGUGACUGACGGUACGUCGUUUUGGAACUUUUUCAAUACUUUUGCUGAAAUUUGCCGGAAAGUUAGUAAUAACAAUAAUCAGAGCGUUGAAAAAAUUUCCCGGCGGCCGGAUUUUUCACGGGAAUCGGUUUUGAUUUCGUCUGCGGUUUUGCGAGUACCGGAAGGAGGACCCAAGGUUACUUUUAACGAAAACGAGCCAUUACGUGAGAGAAUUUUCAGUUUUAGCAGAGAAGCUAUAAUGGAACUUAAAGCUAAAGUUAACAACAAAAACGAUGCGUUUCAACUCACCGCCGGCGAUUUCAACUUCAACGCCGUUGAAAUUAUGGGGAAACAAAGUAACGACAAGUAUUUACCGGGAAUUUUCGAAAAUUUUUUCAAAUGCGCCGCCGUUUCAACAACGCCGGAGAUUUCAUCGUUUCAAUCACUCUCAGCUCUUCUAUGGCGAGCAGUCACACGAGCAAGGAAACUUCCGGCUAGCAAAACGACGACGUUUAGAAUGGCGGUGAAUUGCCGUCACAGGUUGAACCCAAAAAUGGAUCCUUUAUAUUUCGGAAACGCAAUUCAAAGCAUUCCGACUUACGCAUCGGCCGGUGACGUCACGUCACGUGACAUACGGUGGUGCGCCGAGCAAUUGAACGAAAGCGUGAAAGCUCAUGACGACGAGACAGUUCGUCGUUUUAUUUGUAAUUGGGAAAAGGAUCCACGGUGUUUUCCGUUGGGAAAUUUCGAUGGUGCUUCGAUGACGAUGGGGAGUUCACCGAGGUUUCCGAUGUACGACAAUGAUUUUGGAUGGGGUCGGCCGUUGGCAGUUAGGAGUGGCGGAGCUAAUAAAUUUGAUGGGAAGAUCUCCGCCUUUCCAGGGCGGGAAGGGAACGGUAGCGUUGAUUUAGAGGUGGUUUUGGCGCCAGAAACGAUGGCCGGGAUCGAGUCGGAUCGCGAGUUCAUGCAAUAUGUAACCGUUUAAAAUCGAACGGUGUAGAUGUAUUUUUAUGUUAUUACGUGUUAUGUUUUAGACCGUUGGAUAGGUUUGGUUUUAAGUAAAGAUGGGUCCAGGAUUAUGGGAUUGGUGGUUUUCAUAACGGUCUUGAUGUUUGUGAUCUAAGAUAUGUAACACAGUAAUUAUAGGUUAAAUAAAUAAUAAUUUUGGAAUUAAAA